Patella vulgata (common limpet) is the source of this 1438-nucleotide messenger RNA. Its product is annotated as peroxidase-like protein 3. The coding region runs from base 42 to 1397 and encodes 451 amino acids. Gene Ontology annotation, molecular function: heme binding; peroxidase activity. Lineage: Eukaryota; Metazoa; Mollusca; Gastropoda; Patellidae. The record is from RefSeq and is a predicted model, not a curated record. The transcript is spliced from 9 exons. Gene Ontology annotation, biological process: response to oxidative stress.
CAGCAUUACCAGGUAGUUGGUCCGAGUGCUGUAGUGGAGUCAUGUCUGACUAUAUUUACAAAUCGGGAGCAUGUUUUCCUAUAAUUAUACCAGAAAAUGAUGUUCAUUUCAAAACCAACUGCAUGAAGUUUACUAGGUCAAGGCCGUUUGAUGACACGUCAAAACCAAGAGAACAGUUUAAUGCUAUAACAUCGUUCAUAGAUGGAUCCAUGGUGUAUGGUAGUUCAGAAGAUGAAAUGAACGCGUUGAGAACUGGUACUGAUGGUUUAAUGUCGACUUCAGCUGGAAAUCUGCUACCAGAAGAUGAUAAUGUCGAUGCUUGUAGAAAAAAACAGGAUGAAGAUUUCUGUUUUCUUGCUGGUGAUGCGAGAGUAAACGUAUUUCCAGGGUUAGCAGCUCUCCACACAGUCUUUGUUCGCUUUCACAAUCGACUAGCAUCUAAAAUGGCUUUCAUCGCUAAAAUAGCUGGCUAUUUUUUUAAGCGUCUACCCUUAGUUUGGAAUGAUGAACGAAUCUUUCAGGCGACCAGAAAAAUUGUAUCGGCUGUCAUCCAGAAAAUUAAUAACGACGAAUUUCUUCCCAUCUUGCUAGGUCCCAAAAAUAUUGAAAAAUACCAAAUCUGGGCCCCUUACAAAUAUGAUAAAUAUCGCAACCCAAUGAUAAUAAACGCGUUCGCCACGGCCGCGUUUAGAUAUGGACAUUCUCAGAUUCCGGACACGAUGAAGAUCGCUGGAGAGGAAGUACCUAUUCACAAGCUUUACUUCAAGACCAAUAGUGUGAUCCACCAUUUCUCCGACCUGGUAAAAACAAUCGUUGGGAAUCAAAGUGAAAAGAGUGAUGUCCAUUUUAGUCAGGAGGUGGCUAAUAAACUCUUCCUGCUCAACAACCAUUCACUCGAUCUCUUCUCCCUGAACAUUCAACGAGGUAGAGAUCAUGGUUUAGGAAGUUUUAAUGACUAUCGUCGAGAGUGUAAUCUUCAACCGGCAACAUCGUUUUCAUCCGACAUAUUUGGAUCCUGUAGCCAGUCAUUGAAAGAUGUAUAUGCGUCUGUGGACGAUAUCGAUCUAUUUGUUGGCGGAAUGUGUGAACCGCCGGAAGAGGAUGCCAUUCUAGGACCUACGUUUGCGUGUAUUGUUGGUCGACAGUUUAGAAAUUUAAAACACGGCGAUAGAUUUUGGUAUGAAACGCAAAAUAUCUACGCCGGUUUAGGCAAUGGAAUGGUAAACUUUGUUAAAGAAAUCACAAUGUCGAGAAUUUUAUGUGACCAUGGUGAUAUAUCAGAGAUUCAACCGUUUUCUUUUCUGGCGGCUGAUUCUAAAAAAAAUUCGGUUCGCCCAUGUACAGAAAUACCCAACUAUGGUAUCCGGGCACUGGUUGGUCUGAUGACCGGAAAGUAACAUGCGUAAUAAACUUGAAUAAAUUGAGCUUAUUACCGUUA